Messenger RNA from Cylicostephanus goldi, 1091 nucleotides. The record is from the annotation of a GenBank genome assembly. NCBI's taxonomy places the organism in Eukaryota, Metazoa, Nematoda, Chromadorea, Rhabditida, Strongylidae.
GCUUCAACUUUGCUUCAACCUUGCUUCAACAGCAAGCUUUACAAUUCGUUGACAACGAACUAAGAGUUACUCAUUAUCAUGUAUCAUAUUUCUCAGGAAGGUGCGAGGAAUGUUUGCCGACUCCGUGUCCACCCAUAGAAGAAGACGCACCAGAUGACGCCUUCGUCUGCGACCAGGAGGGAUUUACCCAUUCUGUCUGUGAAUACCAAAUGCUCAGUUGCAUUGUUGAACGAAGUUUGGGAGUGAAUAUAACUAUCCAACAUGCUGGUCGAUGCUGUGAGCCCCCCGUGCCCUGCGACAUGGAACCAUCAUCGCCGCUGUGUGGAUCUGAUGGCAGAACCUACAGAAACAACUGUUCACUCAGUGUCGAAAACUGCCGAAAUAAAAAGCUCCAAGUACCCGAAGUCAAAGUGGCCUUUUCGAAACCGUGCGAGGAUGACUCUACAAGCGAUUUUUUUUCUCCGCCACCGCCCACUGACUGUCCUGUCGGAUGUGACAACAUCUAUGCACCCGUCUGUGGUUCAGACGAUAUCACCUACACAAAUCUUUGUCACAUGAAAGCUGCUAACUUGCUGCUCUAUGGAUUAGAGCGAUGCAUUGUGGAAAGGGUCACCGGGAAGAACAUAACUAUUGACAAAUUUGAUGUUUGUGAAGACAGCACAUGCGACAAGGACUGCCCAAAAACUUACAAGCCUAUCUGCGCUUCUAACGGAGAAACGGUCGUGAAUGAGUGUUAUCUUGACAAGCUAAACUGUUUUCUUGCAAAGAAGAUCACAUCUACGCCCAUUACAAAAUUAUUUGACGGUGAAUGUUGUGCAAAUGAAAACUGUGGCUAUGAAUUCUCUCCUGUAUGCGACUCUCUGGGCGAAACGCACGCGAACGAAUGCGUGUUUCGGAAAAAUGCUUGUUUACAAAAGAAGAAGAAUGGCAUCGAACUCACUAUACAGUACAGGGUUUUCAAAUGUUUUGGUCUUUCUGUAUUAUUUAUAAGGCCUCGAGCAAAGUUCACGCGUUUUCUUCGUUGCGAUUAUUGCGAGAAUACAGGUGUUAUGAGUUCAUUGCACGCCGAUCUUCUUGUAUUUCGGUUGUGA